UCGACCGAAGAGGCCCGUCCGACACCUCCCGACCACACUCCGGCGUCCUCGUGGUCCGCAUCCCAACACGUCCCUCUUUCCAUCCAGCAGACCCUUGCGCCCAUCUUCCUCAUGACAGCUGUCGCGAGCCCGCCGACCUUCACGCAGCACAAUCGGCCGGUAUGGGGUAUUAACGGUGGGCACGCCGGUCAGAUCAAUCCCAUGAAUCCUGACGAGCUCAACCGAAUGUUCAUGCCCCGUAAGAGCCUGCAGCGAAACAACUCGUCCUCCUCCAUCUCCUCGACGUCUUCCGUGUCUUCCACUUCGACCAUCGCCACUACCGGCUCUCAGCCGAAUGGCGGUCCCAUGCCGCCCACCAGUGACAUGAGCGCGUGGAGCAAUGGUGCUGCAGCGCGAAAACGGCCCCAGGUCAAAGGCCCGUGGCCGGCCCCGAAAGCAGACGUGCCGUCGGAUUUUGUGAGGAUGUCUACCGGACGCCCGCAGAUGGUUGCUGGCCUCAACGGUUCCGCGCCGAUGCAUUCACCCUCGCCUAUGCUGCCUUCCCAGGGCAUGAUUGGCGCACAACAGCCGGUGUCUCGUCCCAUGUCCGAGGCGCUGCCGAGCGGGAGCCAGCCCGUACUGUACCUCCUGUCCCUGAACGGUACCUUCGAGCGGAAGACGAUCUCCGUCCCAUUCUCCCCCGACGCCCUUAAGAUAGGUCGUCAGACGAAUGCCAAGACGGUCCCCACGCCGAUCAAUGGAUUCUUCGAUUCCAAGGUGCUUUCGCGCCAGCACGCCGAGAUCUGGGCCGACCGCCAAGGCAAGAUUUGGAUUCGCGAUGUCAAGUCCUCCAACGGAACUUUCGUCAACGGUACGCGACUCUCUCCGGAGAAUCGCGAGUCCGAACCGCACGAGUUGCAGGCCGGCGACCACUUGGAACUCGGUAUCGAUAUAGUGAGCGAGGACCAGAAGACGGUCGUUCAUCAUAAAGUGGCGGCGAAGGUCGAACACGCGGGUUUCGUAAAUCCCGCGAACAACCUCCUCGACAUGAAUUUUGGCGAGCUCGACCCUAAUAGCUCGAUGAUGAUGGGACCACAAGGCGCUGUCCCUGUACGACCUCGCGCCGGUAGUCAGGCUUCCAUGGCAAGUAACGGACGAAUCUCUGGUGGCGGCAUGAUGGGAUCGCAGACCAAUUUGUUGAGCCACCAGCGAAGCCUCUUCUUUUCGCCCAUCAGCACCGAACAUAUCGUAAAGCGACUUCAGCUGGAAAUGAGGAAUCAGCGUCUGCAGUCGCAUGAUUUAGAUCUAACACAGAAGUUUAUCCAAGGACUAUUGACUAAAGACGAUAUCAAGAAUAGCGAGAAACCCGAGGUUAAUGAGCAGUCGAAGCCGUUGAUGGUCAACGGAAAUGGCAUAUCGUUCAGGGCCGACAACAAACCCAGGUUUUCCGACCCACCUGCACCACCGCCGCAGCAGCCUCUGCCCGAAAAGCCAGAUGUGCCAUCCCUGAAACGAGGGCUUUCUGAGCGGGCCAGGGCCCCACAUACCCAGAACGCGUCGCCGAUUCGCCACGACGGCAAUACGAGCCAGAUUUUGCAACUGACCGAAGCGCUGAAUGAUGCGAAGCGGGAGAUAGAAUCUCAGACGUCCCGUAUGCGGGACCUCGAGGAGACCCUCCAGAAAGAACGCCAAGCCCGAGAGCUCGCCGAGGAGUUGGCUCGAAGACUCGAGGAAGCGGUGACGGUGAAGAUGAACGGUGCUCCCACGAAGCCGGAAACUCAGGAAACCGCCCUGGAAGCAGCCUUCGAGCCGCCUGCCGAUGAAGCAUCCUCGCCCACAGUCAAUGGCGAUGGUAAACUCUUCCCACCGCAACCCGAUAUCCUCGAAGCUUCGGCCUCUCAGCUACAUUCUCAGAUAGAGUCCAUGGUGCUGGAGAUGAAGGACCUGCGGCAGCAGUUAGAGGCCUUCAAGCAGCGAGCAGAGACGGCCGAGGCGGAGAGAGAUGCGGACCGCAAGAGCCUUGCGGAAAUGGCACUGCAGAUACGCAAGGAUGCCGAGGCGCGAGAAGCGGCAGCGCGGGAGAAAUCCUUAGCGGGUCCCCGCGCCAGGGAGGCUCCCAAACGUCGAGACUCGACCUCUGAAGAGUUUCCCCCCGUGGCCAGGACGCCGUCACCCCGUUCCAGCCGGGCCCAAUCAAGCCCUGGCGACCCCCAUGACUUCCCAACGCUAUCGAGAGCGAAUACCAUAACACCUCACUCGGCCAAAUCCGGGCUACGAUCACAUGAGCAAGCCCUGGCCAACAGCAUACCUUACGCAUCGAUGAUAGGGGUAGUCCUCCUCGGUGUAGGGCUGAUGGCCUAUAUAAACGGCUGGCAACCUCGGCCGAGACUCGACCAAUAAGCCCAAUUCCGCUCGCCCCAUCUUCAAAUUCUUUCGAGAGCCAUGCUUCUCUUGUAACUUCCAGACUCACCAGAUGUCGAGAUAUCAACUCUCACAUACCGCCAUGACACCAUCCGUUUUCUUUGUAACUAUUCCAUAGCAAGCUUGUUCGGCUACUGUAUCUUGAGAUACUGGUCCCUUGUGGCACGGCAUUGCUUUGAAACCGGCGUUUCGGGGGGUGAGGGAACUGCAAGCGGUUUACAUUUACCGGCCAGACGGGCCACGGGGCUUUUAUUCAGUUCGGCACUACAGA
This is a messenger RNA of Durotheca rogersii, 2671 nucleotides long. RefSeq lists its product as uncharacterized. The record is from RefSeq and is a predicted model, not a curated record. Gene Ontology annotation, molecular function: protein binding. The coding region runs from base 112 to 2379 and encodes 755 amino acids. NCBI's taxonomy places the organism in Eukaryota, Fungi, Ascomycota, Sordariomycetes, Xylariales, Xylariaceae. The transcript is spliced from 2 exons. Gene Ontology annotation, cellular component: cytoplasm.